Abrus precatorius (Indian licorice) is the source of this 699-nucleotide messenger RNA. Its product is annotated as protein MIZU-KUSSEI 1. The record is from RefSeq and is a predicted model, not a curated record. The transcript has a single exon. Gene Ontology annotation, biological process: hydrotropism. The coding region runs from base 1 to 699 and encodes 232 amino acids. NCBI's taxonomy places the organism in Eukaryota, Viridiplantae, Streptophyta, Magnoliopsida, Fabales, Fabaceae.
AUGACCAUCGACACUCUCCGUCGAUUCUUCCUCCCAUGUUUCUUCCCCACAAAGCAACCACAACAACAAAACCCCGCGUUCUCAACCACCAAGAACCGCCCCAGCACAACCACGGUAACAACAAACCCCUCUUCACCCUCCACCUCCUCCUCCUCCUCCACCGCCACAAACACCGCAGCCCCACCACGUCCCUCAAAAUCAAUGGUAAUCGGAACCAUCUUCGGAAACAGAAGAGGACACGUGUGGUUCUGCGUCCAACACGAUCGCCUCUCCCCCAAGCCCUCACUCCUCCUCGAACUCCCUCUCUCCACCAACCACCUCGUCCGCGAAAUGCGCAACGGCCUCGUCCGAAUCGCCCUCGAGUGCUCCUCCCCCACGCGCCCCCACCUCCCCCUCCGCUCCGUCCCCCUCUGGACCGCCUUCUGCAACGGGAAAAAAACGGGCUUUGCCGCUCGCCGACGCGCCGGCGACCGCGUCCGAUCCAUUCUCCGCACCAUGCACUGCGUCACCGUGGGCGCCGGCGUCAUUCCCUCCGCCUCCGGCUCCGCCUCCGAUGAACUCAUGUACAUGCGCGCCAACUUCGAACACGUUGUCGGUAACGCUGACUCCGAGUCGUUUCAUCUCAUUAACCCGGACGAGUGCCCCGGUCAGGAACUCAGUGUUUUCUUGCUCCGAUCCAGACUCGGUGCCACGCGUUAA